AUGUCGGCAAUUUACAACCUCGAGCCACAGCCGACAGGCUCGGCGAUUCUGCACACGACAUUGGGAGAGAUUCACGUCGAGCUCUUUGCCAAACAGACGCCGCUGACGUGCCGCAACUUUCUGCAGCAUUGUCUUGAUGGCUAUUACGACGGCACCAUCUUCCACCGACUUGUUCCAAACUUCAUCGUGCAAGGCGGCGAUCCCACAGGAACUGGAAAUGGUGGCGAGUCAAUCUACGAUGGAGGCGCCUUUGGCGGCGAUCUGGAUCCCUGGCCCAUGGACCAGCGACAGGGACAGAACGCAGGACCCAAUGGCAUCAACUUCAAGGACGAGUUCCAUUCCCGGCUCAAGAUCAAUCGACGUGGCAUCUUGGCAAUGGCCAACGAGGGGAAGCCCGACACAAACGGCAGCCAAUUCUUCUUUACGCUGGACAAGGCAGAGGAGCUGAAUGGCAGGAACACAAUGUUUGGUCGAGUUGCUGGAGACACAAUCUACAAUCUGGCGAAAAUUGGCGAGUCAGAAGUCGAUGAAGCGAACGAGCGACCGUUAUACCCAGUCAAGAUUACAAGCGUGGAGAUCUUGAUCAAUCCAUUCGACGAUAUGACGAAGCGGUCGCGAGUGGCACAAACACAAGUAAAGCCAAAGGCGGAAAAGGAGAAGAAGAAGAAAAGAAAGGGUGGAAAGCAGCUGCUCAGCUUUGGAGACGAAGAGGGUGACGAAGAAGUGCCCGUGUUCAAGAAAACCAAAUUCGACACAAGGCUAAUCAUGGAAGAGGAGAAUGAGGCUCCUGCAUCUCAAGAUAAGAGCUCAAAGCCAAAGCCCUCCAAACCCAAAAGCUCAGAUAAGCAAGCGAAUGAGACGCGAACGACUCAAGAUAAAGGAAAAGAGCCAGCUUCAAAUACCCGGGACAGCGACGAAGAGAAGGAAGAGAGGCAAAGAGAUAUACCCGUACCCAAGAAGCGCAAAGAGCCGACCCCUGAGCCGUCGCCCGAGCCAGAACCGGUCCAGGAAAAGAGCGCGCUAGAGAAAGCUAAUGAAGAGCUGGCGGCCCUCAAGGCUUCAAUGAGGAGGACAAUUCAUUCUGCAGAGCCUGUCAAGGAAAUAAAGAAAACAGCGUUAGAGUCAAUGAUACCUGAGACGUCCGUACGAGGAAGAAAAAGACGGCCCGGUGGCAAUAACACCACAACAACCGAAGACCAAGCUUCUCUUCGUAUACUAAGGGCGUUUCAGGCGAAGCUCGACAAGGCUCCGCCAUCAAAGGAACUGGUCACUGAGAAUCCUGUUGAAAAUGAACAGAGCGAAGCAGAGAAACCCUCGCAGGAUGACGAGGCAGAGCAAUGCGACUUGCAUUUUAUUGCAAACUGCCAGAGCUGCACAUCCUGGGAUAAACAUGAAAAGGAGGAGAGCGAUGACGAAGGCUGGAUGUCACACGCUCUUUCAUUUGCGGCGGAUAGGCUGGGCAAAGAUCUCAGCAACCGAAGGAAAGCUGAAGAGGAGCUGGUCGUCAUUGAUCCGCGGGAGAAAUCACGGACAUUGAAGGAGGAGAAACGGGCUGAGCGAGAGGCUCGAGCUGGUGGAUCUGGGAGGGCAUGGGAUCAGGCAAGAAACGCUCAAAUGGCGAGGGCUGCUUCUCUGGCCGGCAGAGGGGCGAAAUGAAUAGCGACAAUCGUCAUGUUUCUUUAUAUUGAUAUUUGGCACUAUGGCGUAGCGUAUGGAGUACUACGAGAUGGGCGGUAGCCAGUUUGUAAUUUGUUUUCAUUAGGGUUGUAUCACAUUAUGAAUUUGUGGGAGAAUAUAGAAACAAUCCAUCCG
Messenger RNA from Trichoderma virens Gv29-8, 1812 nucleotides. RefSeq lists its product as uncharacterized. Gene Ontology annotation, biological process: protein folding; protein peptidyl-prolyl isomerization. The transcript has a single exon. NCBI's taxonomy places the organism in Eukaryota, Fungi, Ascomycota, Sordariomycetes, Hypocreales, Hypocreaceae. Gene Ontology annotation, molecular function: peptidyl-prolyl cis-trans isomerase activity. The record is from RefSeq and is a predicted model, not a curated record. Gene Ontology annotation, cellular component: catalytic step 2 spliceosome. Bases 1 to 1656 code for a protein of 551 amino acids.